UAUAUUUAAUUGUAUUUGAUCGAUAAAUGCUUAGAUAAAUAGACAGAUUAAAUUAAAGCGAGGUGAAAUAUUCAAAUUUAUACCACAGUGCUGUUGAAUUCUCGAUUCUGAUUGGCUGACAGAUGUUCUGAGAUGAGCAAUUAUUUUUCAGGAAAUGCACAGCUAAAGUAGAGAUGAGAGAGAGAGAGAGAGAGAGAGAGAGAGAGAUCACACGGUUUUUUUCCCGUUUCAUGCUGAUAAUAUUAAAAUAGCACAAAUUAAUAAAUAAAGGAUUUUUCGUUUUUAAUUACGGCAGAAAAUACAACGAAUAAAUACAUAUUGAUACUCUCUCUGCAUAUCAAUAACUCAAGCCUCAGUUACUAGGUCUAAAAUGAUGUUUAGGAAUUAGCAACAGAGGCUUGAGGUGUGAUGAGUAAUAAAUUAGUUCCACACACAAGAGCGUUUUAAGAACAAAAACCUGACAAAUGUCUUGAAAUAAAACAUCUGAAGAAUGUCUUGAGGUGUGGUAACUGUGGUAUAAGUGGAAUAAUUGACUCUGGUCCGUUGAGUUAUUAGAAUAUGCCUCAGGUGUGCAUUAAUUUCUAAUAAUUCAACGGGCCGUCGCCAAUAAUUCCUUACAUAUACAAAAGGCGCGCACAAACACACACACUCAUUAUUUCAUACUUUACAAAAUAUUUUUUUAUAUUGUUAAAAAUGUACCGCGCACUUAUAUUUUGGUCUCAGUUUGAUAGUGUUUGCCAUUCAUGAAUUCAAAGCAUACAGAAAUAAUUGGUCACCAUGGUAACCUUUUUCGACCACUUCCGGGUACUCAACUCCAUAGUCUCCUUCCGGAUCGCUGUAUUGCGAUCCGUUUCCCUAUGUUACCAUAUAUACCGCAGCUGUAUGGUACAGGCUGUUUGGGGGGGCGUUUUCAAGAAAUCCCUCCAAAAUCUCUAUAUAGGAGGGAGCUCGGGGCGGGAUUUCAGAAGUUUGCCACAAUUACGUCCCUACAAACUUUUUCUGGGGAAGCGAUUUUACUUCGUAUAGCGUGAGUCAGUGGGCUAGCUAACGCCAUCGAUUGCUAUUGCACCCCUUUUUAUUUUCCUUUAUCCGAUGGACUGGUUCAGUUGUUCCGAAGCAGGGGACUUGUUUUGCGCGAGUCAACUUCGUUACUUUGGAUGUGUUCCGGUUGUCGUCCUUCGCAGUUAGCUUGUUAGCUAUUAGCCAGUCAACGUAAACAAGCUGCAAAACGAAUGUAAACAUUACACACAAAAAGACAUCAUCUUAGUGUUUGUUUUCCCACCCUAAACAACACGACGAUGUAAUUCAGUUAAAUAAACUGCCAGAGAAAUUGGAAAUUGUAACUUUGCGUUCCUUAAAAAAAGAAAAUACACGAGCGGUUUGGUUUCUUCUUCGUUAGCGCGGUACGAAACAAACGCGGGUGGUUUUCUUCUUCGGUGGUGUGAGUAACGCUUCAUGAAAUUAAAUAGAACAAAAAAAGUCAACCCAGGCGAGUUUCUCUAUCUCUGUAUACGUGUGUUGAUUUACUCUGAGAUCAUUUCUUUAGAGAACUCUAGACCAUGCCUGCUUUUUUGUGGUGCCUUUGUAAAAUAUAUUUUGUAUUUUUAUCCUUUUUUUGCAGCUGCAUCUCCUCUCAGCCUGGGAUCCCCAGUAAACUGUCUCUGGGAGGAGUGUGAAACUGUGAUUACAUUUGACACAGUUUUUAGUUAAAGCAUUAGAGAACACUAACACACAAACACACACUCAGGGGACUCAGAAAAAGCAAUGAAAACCCUGAGCUGAGUUCUCCAGAGCGUUGUGGAUAUCUGCUCUAACAGAUAAUCGCAUCUUUUGGCCAGCAUGCCUGGCCCAGUGGCUGGCAGCACAGCUCGGGUCUAUGCAGAUGUGAACACUCUGAAGAGCAGGGAAUACUGGGACUAUGAGGCCCAUGUGCCAAAUUGGAGCAAUCAGGAGGACUAUCAGCUGGUGCGGAAGUUGGGCCGGGGGAAGUACAGCGAGGUGUUCGAGGCCAUUAAUGUGAGCAACAGUGAAAAAGUGGUGGUGAAGAUCCUGAAGCCCGUCAAGAAGAAAAAGAUCAAGCGAGAAAUCAAAAUCCUGGAAAACCUGAGAGGAGGAACCAACAUCAUCCGGCUAGUGGAUACCGUAAAGGACCCUGUGUCUCGAACUCCUGCUCUUGUCUUCGAGUGCAUCAAUAACUCUGAUUUCAAGGAGCUGUACCAGAAGUUAACAGAUUUCGAUAUCCGUUAUUACAUGUAUGAACUACUAAAGGCCCUGAACUACUGCCACAGUAUGGGCAUCAUGCACCGUGACGUCAAGCCCCACAACGUCAUGAUCGAUCAUCAGCUGAGGAAGCUGAGGCUGAUAGACUGGGGUCUGGCUGAGUUCUAUCACCCUGCGCAGGAGUACAAUGUCAGAGUGGCAUCUCGUUAUUUUAAGGGUCCUGAGCUGCUCGUGGAUUACCAGAUGUAUGACUACAGUCUGGACAUGUGGAGUCUGGGCUGCAUGCUGGCCAGUAUGAUUUUCAGGAAGGAACCAUUCUUCCACGGCCAGGACAACUACGACCAGUUGGUGCGCAUCGCUAAAGUCCUCGGAACCGACGAGCUCUUCGGCUACCUGCGCAAAUACCACAUUGAGCUAGACCCGCGCUUUAAAGACCUGCUUGGCCACAGGCAGACGAGGAAGUGCUGGGAGCAGUUUGUACAGACAGAGAAUCAGCACCUGGUGAGUCCUGAGGCUCUUGACCUGCUGGAUAAACUACUGCGCUACGACCACCAGCAGAGACUCACCGCCACCGAAGCCAUGGAGCACCCCUACUUCUACCCAGUGCUAAAGGAACAGUCUCUUACCAAUGCGAAUAACACUGUAGGAUCAGAAGGAUGUAAUGCAGCUCGGUGAACAGACUUUCAGAAAGCUGAAAAUAACUUGUUACCUCAGUUUACCCUUCGUGGCAGAAAUCUCUCAAUGUGUACAGUUGAAGAUGGGCAAAAGCAGUAUUGACCAGUUUACACCUUUCUCUCUCUCACACACACACACACACACACACACACACACACACACACACACACACACUGUUGUCCUUCUCAGUAUCCGUGAAGGUUGGUCUGUCCCUUGUACCUCCAUAGGCGCUGAAGCCAUUUUAGUUUGGAGAUCAUGAAGAUGCCUCCUGUUUUAUUGAUAGGUGAGGAGUUGUUAGAGGAAUAAGGCCAGUCUCUGCCCCCUCGUACCGUGACCCUGCCUUUGUUUACCUUGCUGUGAAGAGUGAAGCACAGAUAAUACCCUGCCCUCACUGUUCUCCUCACUGGUCUGUCUGUGUGUUCACUAUUCAGACCCCAGUGUGGUGUCUUAUGCACCACCACACAGAAGAAGUGGCAUAUUGGACCUCAUUUCUCUCUGCUCUAGGUAGAAAAGUAUUAAUGACAAUAAAUGACUUUUAUUUAA
Molecule: messenger RNA, 3438 nt
Organism: Ictalurus furcatus (blue catfish)
Lineage: Eukaryota; Metazoa; Chordata; Actinopteri; Siluriformes; Ictaluridae
Gene: csnk2a2b
Product: casein kinase 2, alpha prime polypeptide b
Exons: 12
Coding region: 1840-2895 (351 amino acids)
Biological process (GO): protein phosphorylation; regulation of chromosome separation
Cellular component (GO): cytosol; nucleus; protein kinase CK2 complex
Molecular function (GO): protein serine/threonine kinase activity; ATP binding
Source: RefSeq, a predicted model, not a curated record